Messenger RNA from Mercurialis annua (annual mercury), 627 nucleotides. RefSeq lists its product as uncharacterized. Bases 170 to 532 code for a protein of 120 amino acids. The transcript has a single exon. The record is from RefSeq and is a predicted model, not a curated record. Lineage: Eukaryota; Viridiplantae; Streptophyta; Magnoliopsida; Malpighiales; Euphorbiaceae.
AUUCUACACGUGUGAGAUAAGAACAAAUUCAAAAAACCACGUCGCAUCAACGUUAUACCUCCAUCUGUACUUUCCAGCACAUUCCACAGCCUAAAACCCUUAAACCACUAUAUAAAAACACUCAUCAUCCAACGAAACUGAUCAAGAAAUUAUACAGUGAAUCAACAAAAUGAAGGCCAUAGACGACAAGAAAGACAAGGUGGUGAUCAGAGCAGUCUCACACGAUGAAGAAGGCAAAAAAAGAGUAGAAAAAACAGAGCUGGACACACACAACAUAGACACAAUCAAAUACGUGGAGAAGAAGUUGAUGGAUAAAGGAGUCCAUCGCAUGGAUCGCCACCCGGUUAAAGGGAAAGGUGUCGGUGGUAUUGGGAAACCGCCGCCGAAGUCCGGUCACGGUGGAAAAUAUACAUGGGAAGGUCCUGCUGAUGUGGUAGAUUAUGAGCUUGAAGCUGCACCGCCUGCUCUUGAUGAGAAGGAUCCAAAUUAUGUUGAUGAACCGGAGGAAGAGAAGUCUCGUUUAGAGGUUUAGUUUAUGAUGAUUGUGGUGGUGAUGAAGCUGUGUUGAUGUUUGAAUGUUUUUUAUUUUACUUUAAUAAGAUUAUUCAAUAAUUAGUUGUGCAUAAA